AUGUUAGAUCUUAAUUUGAACUAUGAUUUGACUCAGAAUGAUGAUGAUUCAAUCAUGCUACUGGAAAAAAUUCCAGAAGCUUCUUCCGGUACUUCGAAUUCGUCAAUCGUGAAUGCGGAGGGGUCGAGUAAUAUCACCGGAGAUGAAGACUCGUGUUCAACACGCGCCGGCGAUGUUUUCACCUUCAAAUUCGGUAUACUUAAGGUGGAAAAAGGAAACGAAGCUGUUGCGACGAAAGAGCUUUUUCCGGUGAGUACGGGGAACUGGCCGCAGGGAGAGGCUUCGCCGAUGGUGAUUCCGGCGAGGAAGAGCGUGAUGGAUCUUUCACUUGAUCGUCAUCUUGGAGGUGAAAAUGGAGUUGCUCUGGUUCCGCAACGGCCUCAGGUGAAGAAGAGUAGGAGAGGACCAAGGUCUCGAAGCUCUCAGUACAGAGGAGUCACGUUCUACAGAAGAACUGGAAGAUGGGAAUCGCAUAUCUGGGAUUGUGGGAAGCAAGUUUAUUUGGGUGGAUUUGACACUGCUCAUGCUGCUGCUAGAGCUUAUGAUCGAGCUGCUAUAAAGUUCAGGGGACUUGAUGCUGACAUUAAUUUCAAUCUAGUUGAGUAUGAAGAAGAUAUGAAUCAGAUGAAGAAUCUUUCAAAGGAGGAAUUUGUGCACAUACUGCGUCGCCACAGUAAUGGUUUUUCAAGGGGGAGUUCAAAAUACAGAGGAGUAACACUUCACAAAUGUGGUCGUUGGGAAGCUCGAAUGGGACAACUCCUUGGAAAAAAGUAUGUAUAUCUUGGGCUAUUCGACAGCGAAGUAGAAGCUGCAAGGGCUUAUGACAAGGCAGCUAUCAAGUGUAAUGGGAGAGAGGCUGUGACAAACUUUGAGCCAAGUACAUAUGAAAGUGAGAUCAAACCUAUCAAUGAAGGUGGCAGUCACAAUCUUGACCUCAAUUUAGGCAUAGCAACUCCAGGACAUGAACCCAAAGAAAACCGAGGGUAUCGUCAGUUUCAGACCGCCCCUUACAACCUGCAUUCAGGAAGGAAUUUGAAGAUGGAGACUAAUGCUAAUUCAGUUAUUGGUGACCCGUCUUUGAAAAAGCUGGUUGUAACUGAACAGCGUCCUUCCAUGUGGAAUGCCACGUAUUCUAGUUUCUUUCCCAAUGGGGAAAGAGCAGAGAGAAUUGGCAUUGAUCCUUCAAAAGGACCUCCUUACUGGGCAUGGCAAGCAAAUAGUCAGGGGACUGCUUCCCCAGUACCACAAUUCUCUACUGCAGCAUCAUCAGGAUUCUCUAUUUCAGCUACCUUUCCAUCAAAUUCCAUCUUUCAAACACAACCUAUGAACUCAAUUCCACUCCGUUUCACUCCGUCCAACGCAUCUGGUAGCAAUGCAUCUCAAUAUUAUUAUCAGGUGAAGUCCUCCCAGGCACCACCGUAG
This is a messenger RNA of Lathyrus sativus (Indian pea), 1422 nucleotides long. Lineage: Eukaryota; Viridiplantae; Streptophyta; Magnoliopsida; Fabales; Fabaceae. The record is from the annotation of a GenBank genome assembly.